Molecule: messenger RNA, 1789 nt
Organism: Drosophila eugracilis
Lineage: Eukaryota; Metazoa; Arthropoda; Insecta; Diptera; Drosophilidae
Product: P3 protein
Exons: 3
Coding region: 349-1710 (453 amino acids)
Cellular component (GO): membrane
Source: RefSeq, a predicted model, not a curated record
AUCUUUUCUUUUAUACUUUUCAAAUUUCAAUUUUUCUAUAAUUUAGUUCUUUUUUUUUCUGUCUACUAUUAAUCACUCUUUUGGCUUUCUUAUAGAUAAGUUAUGAUAAGUUGCAGUUAGAGUCAAGUCAAAAAAUGUAGUUCGCGACUUUUUCACUUAAAAAACUCACUGAUUUACGGGCCCAAUAUUAUUCAUACCCAUUGACCCACCUCCGGUCCGGCACCUGUGAAGUGGAGUGAUAAGACCAAUCCGGUCCGUCUACUCAAUGGCCAGAUAAGGGUCUCAUUGUGAUCGAUACAUUUCCCAACUUGGCUGGAGUGCUCUCGCCAGUUAGAAUAACGACGCAGCAUGGGCUAUACGACAAAUCGCAGACUGCAGUUGGGUCUACUUUUGAUCCUGGGACUCCAAGGAGUUAUUGCUGAAUAUGGUGAUCUGGCUGGCAAUUGGUCAGUGGAUUUUGGUCAGCAGAAGCUACAAAUGGUGGAGGGUGAAAGUCAGCAAGUGGAAUUGCAUAUAUACAAUGUAAUACCCAAGGAUUCGUCGUUGAAUUACUAUUUUAUGGUGUACUCUAAGGAUGAUCAGUUAUCAGAUCAGAAGGUUUUCAUAUGGAAAGAAGAGUUCGAUAUAUUGGGAAGCUGGAAGGGAUUGAUUGAUGUCACGGCUGUACGAUUUGGAUACAGUACCCUGGAAGUGGAACUGCAUUCGAAUGGAGAGAUUGAGAUUUACGGCAAUCCUCUGAAAAUUGUAGUCUUAAGAUCGCGAGUUGUGGACGAACGUGUUACUACCUAUGUGUCCGCCGCCUUGGCUUUGCUGAUGUUCCUGAAUCUGGGAACAGUGCUGGAUAUGAAGCGACUGGCGGGGAUUAUCUGUCGACCUGUUGGCCCCGUGGUGGGUGUGGUCAGUCGAUUUGUGUUAAUGCCCGCCUUGGGUUUUGGAUUGGGUCGCUGUCUUUGGCCGGAUCAAUGGCCAUUGCAAUUGGCCCUGUUCUACACAGCCUUGGCGCCCAGUGGUGGACUGGCCAAUGUGUGCGCCGUUUUCCUUAAGGGAAACAUUAAUCUUUCCGUGGCCACCACAACGAUCAAUAGUCUGUUGGCUUUGGCCUUUUUGCCCAUUUGGAUCAUGGUCUUGGGCAGGCUACUCUACGAAGACGAUGAGCUGACGGUGCCAUUUGGGCAGAUAUCUGGCGGAGCUGCUGCCUUGGUGGCCUGUUUGGCCAUUGGUGUCAUGUUGCGACUUUGCGUCCCAAAGACCACGCGGUUCAUCUUCCGUUUCCUGAAGCCACUGUCCGUGGUACUCAGCUUGUGCCUGGUGGGGUUGACCGUGGGUCUCAAUUGGUUUGUCUUUCUCGAGUUUACCUGGCAGGUUUUGGUGGCAGCUGUUUGCCUGCCCCUCGCCGGUUAUCUCGUCACUUACCUGCUGUCGAAGCUCCUCUGUCGAUCGGCCACCGACUCCUUGACCCUGGCCAUCGAAGCUAGUGUUUUGAACAUGACUAUGCCUAUUGUUCUGCUGCAGUCUAGUCAGCUAGAACAACCGCAAUUGGAUCUUGUUCUGGUGGUGCCCAUUGCAUCUUCGUUAAUGUCACUAGUUCUGGUGAUUAUAUUCUAUGGGAUACGGCGUUGCCUUGGCUGGAAUAAGCGGCAAGAUGCGGAUGGUUUUGAUCAUAAGGAGCUGAUAGCGGAGCACGAGAGUGAUGUCUACCAACGGCCUUAAGUCAAGCUCUGGGAACAAAACGCAACGUCGUUUGAUGAAAAUUUUUGGCAACACGUCGCGUCGUCUUGGUUGUUGUUAA